AGCGCCAUCUGGAGAUUCGUGCAUUCCUGUGGCACAACCUGACAAAGAUUCACGAGUCUUAAUAGAUCUGCCUCUAUCAAUUUAUCAGGUUACACUGCUGAUUAUGGGUUUCAUCUCACGCUUGAUCACGUUCCUCGGACUCGUCCUACUUGCUCAUGCGGGCUACUCCGCACAUGAGCAUACGGUUCUGCACAGCAAUGCCCGUGUCUCUUCCGCGUCUGCCGCUCUCCCUCAAGACAUCGUCAUCGAAGCUCUAGUAUCCCUCGUCAUUGUUUCAAUGGGUCUGGUGCUGGGCGCGCCCAAAUUGAAGCCGAUUAGCUGGAGUCAGUGGGCUGGAGAGAUUGAGAGGGAAGGUGGUGGCCGGAAUCCCUACCGGAGACUGGAGGAGAGGUAUAACUUCUGGGAUGUGCGGGGUAAACGGGAGGAAUUUGCGGAGUGGAUUAAGAGAGAGAAUCCUCUGAAGGAGUGACUUGGGAAUUUUCAUAAAAGCUAUUUGGGAUGGCACUUUACAUGUACAGCUACAUCAGUCAAGAGUAAUGAAUAAGUCGUUGCUUCGGGGUUACUGUCCUUACUAUGUUGCUCGGGAUUAGCUGUGUAGGCUGGUCUUUAGCUGACUAUAUAUGGAGCAGGUGUCGAGUACGAGGUAAGGUAUAGGGUGUCGAAUGUUAGUCUUGGAAGAUGCUUCUCUGUAUGUGUCUUCUGUGCUGUUGGUUCGAUGAAUUGCGCAGAACUAACAUACAACCUUCUAAUGUACUUCUCAAUACUCUUGAGAAUAACCAUAAACCGCUUGACACAAUCCUCUGACCCCUUUAGGGUGAUGAGGUAGCUACCGACCUAUUUAUCAAACCCUAGAGCAUAUCUAUCUCCCCACGGACAGUCCGACGGUCCAGCAGCAAGCGCCCAAU
Aspergillus alliaceus is the source of this 905-nucleotide messenger RNA. Its product is annotated as membrane magnesium transporter family protein. The transcript is spliced from 3 exons. Gene Ontology annotation, cellular component: EMC complex. The record is from RefSeq and is a predicted model, not a curated record. Lineage: Eukaryota; Fungi; Ascomycota; Eurotiomycetes; Eurotiales; Aspergillaceae. Bases 104 to 469 code for a protein of 121 amino acids. Gene Ontology annotation, biological process: protein folding in endoplasmic reticulum.